GAGUUAUAUAUUAGCAUAGAGAGAGCCUUCACUAUGCGCGUCCUGACGACAAGAUCUCUUCGACUGGUUUGCGCUAUCUCUUUCUAACACAUCGUACCGAGAAACUAAGAUGACAUUAAGGUGUGAGUAUAGGCACGGAAGAGGAGGACAACUGUCUCAGCUUAAUAUGCGUAAGAGUGAAACAGCACUAAUCCAAAGAAAAAAGAUGGUGUCGUCACUUCGCUUUGAAUGAUACUCUCUCUAUGUCAAUAUAUACCUCUAUGUUUGGCGCCUAAUUCAUAACCCAACUUUAUUAAAUAAAACGUCAAUUUCAAUUUACAACUACCAAAAUAAAGAAAUAUAUUUGAAAAUUGUAUCCUAUUUUACAUUUACUUAAUCAUGGCUACAGUUACAAUUCGAGGUGUUCCGAUUUCUUUUCCAUUUGAACCAUACGAAAUACAAAAGGAAUACAUGGAUAAAGUAUUAGAAUGUUUACAAAAUGAAACGAAUGGAGUGCUUGAAUCGCCAACAGGCACUGGAAAAACUUUAUCAUUAUUAUGUUCAACUUUAGCGUGGUUGCAGCUGAAAAAAGCUCAGGUUCAAGCACAAAGACAAAUCUCCAUGCAAGAAAAUGAAAACGAGUUUUUAGCAACUAUCAACAGUAAACUAAACGACAUUGCGGGUAAACAAAUUAGUUCAAGAGCUCUUUCUGGAAUUCCUACUGUAAUUUACGCUUCUCGCACACAUUCCCAGCUCAGUCAAGCUAUGCAGGAAAUGAAGAAAACAGCUUACAGUCAUAUGAAAGCUAUUGUUUUAGGCUCUAGAGAUCAGUUGUGUAUUCAUCCAGAAGUUGAAAAGGAAGAAAAUAGAAAUUUUAAAAUUAUGAUGUGCCAAUUAAAAAGAAAAACAAGAUCUUGCAAAUUUUUUAAUAAAGUAGAAGCACAUUCUCAAAAUAAGAACGUACUGGAUAUAAAUGUAAUGGAUAUUGAAGAUCUCAUUAAACUUGGCAAAUGUAAUGGUUUUUGCCCAUUUUAUAUGUCAAAGGAAUUAAAAGAUCAAGCUGAUAUAAUAUUUAUGCCAUAUAACUACUUAAUAGAUCCUUCAAUAAGAACACGGUUAGGAAUUAAUUUAUCAAAUACAGUUGUGAUACUUGAUGAAGCUCAUAAUGUCGAAAGACUUUGUGAAGAAUCAGCUUCUCUUCAAAUAAAGUCGUCAGAUGUUGCGUUAGCGAUUGACGAAGUGACAGCUAUUAUGAAAAUGUUAUCAUCAGACCAAACAGUGGAAUUUGAAGAUACGCCUAAAGACUUUGACGCUAAUGAUCUAUGUAACCUUAAAGAAGUAUUCUUAAAUCUUGAACAAGCUAUAGAUAAAAUUGAUUUAUCGAGUGGACAAAAUUCUGAGGUGACGCUUGAUGGUACAUUUAUAUUUGAGUUAUUAGCAGAGGCUGGAAUUCGUGCAGAUAAUUUCUUUAUUAUUCAAAAAUUAAUUAACAGUAUCGUUCAAUAUUUAGUAACAGUAAACGAUGGACCAUUUGCUAGACGAGGAAACAGUCUACAAAUUUUUGAAGAAAUUUUAGGGGUUGUGUUUAUGGAUUCUUCAACUGAAUUUAAAGCUAAAGUCAAGAAAUGUUACAAGUUGUAUGUACAGCCAGAGGAAGUGAAGAAGAAAACUCCAGAUAAUUGGCUAUCAAAAAUGGUAUCUACCAAAGCAGGAGGAAAAAUAAUUAACUAUUGGUGCUUUAGUCCAGGUUUUGGUAUGAACAUGCUAAUGAGACACGGUUUAAGAACAUUGAUAUUAACCAGUGGAACUUUAGCACCAUUAAGGCCGCUCAUAUCUGAGUUAGAACUCCAAAUUAACGUGAGAUUAGAAAAUCCGCAUGUGAUAUCCGAUGAUCAGUUUUGUGUUAAAAUUAUACCAUCAGGUCCAGAUUCCGAAAAUCUAAAUAGUAAUUUUCAAAAUAGAGACAAUCCUAAGUAUAUUAAUUCGCUUGGCAUGACAAUAAUGAAUAUAGCUAGAAUAGUCCCCGAUGGUAUGUUGAUAUUUUUCCCAUCAUAUCCUAUUAUGUUGAAAUGUCAACAGAUGUGGCAACAGAGCGGAGUUUGGAACAGCAUAUGUAACCAAAAGGCAAUUUUUGUAGAACCGAGAGAUAAAAAUUCAUUUAACACAGCCAUGACUGAGUAUUAUGCAAAAGUAAAAGAUCCAGCAUAUAAGGGAGCAAUAUUUAUGGGUGUUUGUAGAGGAAAGGUUUCUGAAGGAUUAGAUUUUGUUGAUGCCAACGGUAGAGCAGUGUUGAUCACUGGUCUGCCUUAUCCUCCUUUCAAAGAUCCAAAAGUAUCGUUAAAGAAGCUCUACCUAGAUAGAUGUAAUGCAGAUGAUAAGGGAUAUCUUAGAGGACAAGAGUGGUAUAAUUUGGAAGCAUCUAGAGCGGUAAAUCAGGCGAUUGGCAGAGUAAUACGACAUAAGGACGAUUAUGGCGCCAUACUUUUGCUCGAUUCAAGGUUUAACAGUAAAGUUAUAAAGGAUCAAAUGUCUCUAUGGGUUCGAAAUCAUAUCAGAGUAUCUAAUAAUUUUGGUGAACUAGUAAGAGACUUACGGCAGUUUUUCAGAAAUGCCGACAGUAAGUAUAAAUCUGUGCUUGAGGCAAAAUCGUUAGCACCUCCUUCAGCCGAAUUUAAUACUCACUUGAAUUAUAAGUCUGGCGGUUUGAGUGCCUCAUCAUCGUCCGAUAAUUUGGAUAGCACAGGAGAAGUUGUCAUUCAUAACCGAACAUCAAAAGAAGACCGCAAGCACCCUGCGAAAAAAAUUAAAUUGACUGUUGUACCAAACUCUUCGAAGUCAGCGAAGCAAGAGCAAGGCGACGUUACCAAAGCGUAUAUUAUUAUGGUGAGAAAAAAUCUAGAUGAUACUUCAUUUAAGGCAUUUGUAGAGGCCAUACAGAAUUAUAAGGCUGUGAGUGAAUUAGGUUCCUUAACGUCUAGUUUAGAUGCUAUAUUUAAGACAAAGAGCCACUUAAAAUAUCUAAUUCCGGGUUUAGAAUCAUAUAUUAAAGUAGAUCAUAAGUCAGAUUUCAGCAACUAUUGUCGAAAAAAUGGUUUCCUUGAUAUUUGAGGUUAAAAUUAAUUUGAUUUGUACAAAUUGGACCGUCCAGUGAAAAACGAAACAAUAUUAUGAGUAAUAGUUUAAAUUUUUUUUGUUCUAGAUUUAGUUAACAAAGACAGUUUUUUCCGAAAUUUUUUUAAAGAAAUCGUGAUCUUUUUCCAUUUUAUAGGUACUCAUUUUUUAUUCUCGAUGAAAUUAAAGGCCAAAUUAUUUAUUUAAUCCACUAUUUGUCAAAGCAUUACGGUGUAAGUAUAUAUUAACUUAAUAGCUUAAGGCUAGGGCUCCACGAGCGACAGAUUGAGGCCACGGCCAGACAAGCGACAAUUUACAGCGCUGUAAGAGUAGUAAAAUGAAGCACGAAAAAUGGGUCCCACGGUGAGUGUAGUGGAUGGCCAGACUGAGCUGUAAAAUAUCGCGCAGCAACAUAGGAUAGGACCCAUUUUUAGCGCUUUAUUUUACUGCUCUUAUCUUGGUACUGGGGGUUGUUACCCCCGAUGAUGGGGUUGAUUUAGUUGAAACACUAAUUACCGAAAUAUAUUUAUUUACAACACUAUGUAGAACAGUAACUAGUUGGUUUCGGGAUGGAUAAUGUCUCUACUCUAACCACGUCGGUUUCUGAAUAAUGAAUAAUCCCUUUCUUUACUGUCUAUGUAUCUAUAAAUAAAUCCCAAUUGUUUGUUAUGAUUUCAUACUUGAAUGUGACCGUGAAUUACUAAUAUUACAUAAUUGCUGACUCCGUUGUUUUCAAAACGAGUGGCCUACAUUGCCGAAGCCGAAGCAAUGUCACCCAUUUACGUAAUGUAAACAGUAUAUGUAAAUAAUAUUUGUUUGAGACUUUUAAAAAUUAAAUCGAAAUGGAUUACUCUUAUUUUUUGGAUGCUAAUAUAAAUCCUGUACACUCUUACAACGUUGUAAAUUGUUCCUUGUCUGGCCGUAGCCUAACGCUAGCAGUAGCAGUAAAAUGAAACGUAAUCAAUGAAAACAACAGCGAUAAUAUUGGGCGGCUCCACGGAGCCGUAAAUUGUCGCUCAAGAUCGGGAAAAGGCGCGUCGUCAAGGUCAUGUCGCAGAUGGAUAGGUCCAGACUCCACUGCCAGUAUUGUGUCGCUCGUAGAUGUAAUUGCCAUUCAAUCAGACUUUUUUGUUCUUGUACGUUUAUUUUGGCAUGUGUGGUAUUUUGUAUUGUAUUCAUAAUAGAAAAAAUUGAGUUUAAUAGUGAACUAUUAACACUCCGAUGUACGACCCCUUCUAGAAUUACAUGAGUACACGACGGUGGCCUGUCAGGACCAAAAAUUGUGUAAUUUUUUUUCCUAACGUUUGGCACAUACAAAUUUAGAUUCUUUUUUUGUAAAACCUAUUGGUUUACGUUUAUACUAUAUGUCUUACUAAAAAUGAUAUUACUGCUGUUUUUGUAUAGAUAUGUGACGUCAAAUAAAAACACUAAUUUUUGGUAA
Molecule: messenger RNA, 4531 nt
Organism: Diabrotica virgifera virgifera (western corn rootworm)
Lineage: Eukaryota; Metazoa; Arthropoda; Insecta; Coleoptera; Chrysomelidae
Gene: Rtel1
Product: regulator of telomere elongation helicase 1 homolog
Exons: 11
Coding region: 379-3087 (902 amino acids)
Biological process (GO): DNA replication; negative regulation of DNA recombination; telomeric loop disassembly
Cellular component (GO): nucleus
Molecular function (GO): DNA helicase activity; DNA binding; hydrolase activity, acting on acid anhydrides, in phosphorus-containing anhydrides
Source: RefSeq, a predicted model, not a curated record